CACGUGACAGUUCAACAUGGCGUUACACUGGAGGAGUUUGUUGCGAUUUCGCUCAAAAACACGGCUGCUGAUCAUCUUCACCUUCUGCCUGACUGUCAUUCACAGCCUGGGGAAUGAUGUGGACAACUGCGAUAAACUGCAGCUGGGACAAUAUCCUUUCAAAACAGCAGCUCAUGUAUGUGUGUAAAGAACCCAAAAUAGAUGAUGCAACUCAAGAACCAGAAAACUGCAAGGACCGGUUGGCUUGGGUGGAAUGUCUACCAGCUCCAAACAUCAGCUGUCGGCUGUCAAAUGGAACACAGUUUAAAUUCAGCGGUGAAGAGGUCGGGUUCAACAAAAGCAUCCCGUGUCGAAAUGUGAGUGGUUACUCAUACAAAGUAGCUCUUGCGUUGUCACUCUUCUUGGGAUGGAUUGGGGCAGAUCGGUUUUACUUGGGAUAUCCAGCCUUGGGCCUGUUGAAAUUCUGCACUGUGGGGUUCUGUGGAAUUGGAAGCUUAGUGGACUUCAUGUUGAUAUCCAUGCAGAUCGUGGGUCCAUCAGAUGGGUCGGAUUACAUUGUGGACUACUACGGGGCACGCCUCACCCGUCUUACGAUAACAAACGAGACCUACAGAAGAAAGCAGCUCUCUCCGUGAAGACACCAGGUGGAUCCCAAUGAGAUGACCCACCAAAUAUACAGGACCGUGUUAUGUAAAUCCCAUCCUUUCUUUGGAUAUGUAUUUGCCGUUUCCAAACACGAAGACAAAUGGACAUGCCAAACUAUGCUCUGGGAAAGACUAGUCCAUAUCUGGAGUCUGCAAACAUGGCUCAUGCAUGUGCUGAGUUAGCGCUGGUCCCUUUGUCCAAGUUCUGCUCGUAUCCUGGUGUAGCUGUUUUUUCCACCGUCCUCUAUCACUCUCUCUCUCCAUCAAUCUGUCUCUUCCUUUGAGUCAUGCUGCUGGAAUGUCAUCCAUCUUUUGUUUCUUUUCAUUCCUGUCCUCACUAGCUUCUUAUGCCUGGGCCUCGUAUGAUGUUUUGAUGUUAUUUAAACACUGUAAAUAAAGUUUUACCAUCA
This is a messenger RNA of Carassius gibelio (silver crucian carp), 1054 nucleotides long. RefSeq names its product TM2 domain-containing protein 1. NCBI's taxonomy places the organism in Eukaryota, Metazoa, Chordata, Actinopteri, Cypriniformes, Cyprinidae. The record is from RefSeq and is a predicted model, not a curated record. The coding region runs from base 114 to 635 and encodes 173 amino acids. The transcript has 7 exons.